Messenger RNA from Punica granatum (pomegranate), 3583 nucleotides. NCBI's taxonomy places the organism in Eukaryota, Viridiplantae, Streptophyta, Magnoliopsida, Myrtales, Lythraceae. The record is from RefSeq and is a predicted model, not a curated record.
UACCUGUUUAUCUAUUUGUUUUAUUAAGAUAGAAGACUCAUUGUUGGGAAACACAUAGUCAGCUGUUGUUUUUGGAUUGAAAAAAGAAAAAAAAAUUGUGAUUUCAUGCAAGAAGAGUUGAUUAAGAGGCUGAGGGGUAGAAGAGAGCUCAAUCAAAGUUCUGCCAUCAAAUACUGCGAUUGAAAAAACUCUCUGACAGUUCUCUGAUUCGAUCUUUGAUCGGAAGUACGCGGAAAUGGUUACUGAUGGUAGUCCUUGGUUAUCUUGGUGGGCAUGCCUAUGCGUUUCCUUUCUCUCGUCGUUUGCUUCGAUCGUUGUCACUGUUUUUGUUAUGAAGAAAAGAAGCAGAAGUACUGCAGGUACUACUUCUAAUGAUGCGUUCUUCCAUGGCACUGGUGGUGGCUACAGAGUCGACACAUCAGGCUCGUCCUCGGCUAGUGGCCAACGGGGAUAUGAGUAUGACGUCUUCCUGAGCUUCAGGGGAGAAGAUACUCGCAAGGGAUUCACUGAUUGCCUCUACACUGCCCUUGAAGGUGCUGGGAUCCGUGUCUUCAGGGACAAUGAGAGGCUCGGCAUCGGCAAGGAAAUUGGUCGUGAACUUCUGCAGGGAAUCAAGCGGUCUAGCAUCUCCAUACCCAUCUUCUCUGAAAACUACGCAUCCAGUAAGUGGUGCCUCAAGGAGUUUGCCUUCAUGAUGGAGUGCAGGGAAGCAAGGGAGCAGAUCGUGCUUCCCAUCUUCUACGAUGUCACGCCAAACGAAGUCCAACACCAGACUGGGAGUUACGCCAGAGCCUUUCGGCAGCACGCCAAAAAGCAAGACCCUGAGACGGUUCAAAGGUGGAGGAGAGCUCUUGCAGAGGUUGGAUCUUUGAAGGGUUGGGAAUUAAAGAACGAGGCCAAUGGACAUCAAGGAAAAUUGAUUAAGAUGAUAGUCACAAAGGUUUUGAGGGAGUUGAAGAAGGCUCAUCUUUGUGUCAACAACAACAACUUAGUAGGGAUCGACAAUCACAUGAAAACAGUCGUGAGAAUGCUUAGUGUCGAUGCGCCAGAUGUGAGGUUUAUUGGUAUUUGGGGCAUGGGGGGCAUUGGAAAGACGACACUUGCUAAGGUCGUCUAUUACCAUAUGUUGGAUGAUUUUGACAGUUGCAGUUUCCUACAAGAUGUACGAGAAAUAUCAGGGCGCAGUAACAACGGCCUUCGGCAAUUGCAAAGUCAACUUGUUGCUGACCUCUUGAAGUGUGACCGCCCGGAGUUUGCUACCAUUGAUGAAGGAAUAAGUGUAGUCAAGCGUAGGUUUCGUGAGAUGAAGGUCCUCAUUCUUCUCGAUGAUGUUGAUAGUGUUGAUCAACUAAAAGCACUGGCUGCAGAACUUGACUGGUUCGGCCAAGGGAGUAGAAUCAUCAUCACCACUAGAAACAAGGGCACUUUAGAAGUACCUCGGGAGCAUCAGGUCUAUGAAGUAAAUGAAAUGGAAGAAGAGCAGGGCCUCCAACUAUUUUGCAAGCAUGCUCUGAGGAGAGAUGCUCCCACAGUUAGACUGAGAGCUCUAUCAGAAGAAAUUGUCAAAAGAAUCGGAGGUCUUCCUCUAGCUCUUGAAGUUAUUGGCUCUUUUCUCCAUGGGAAAAGUGAGGAUACCUGGAAGGCGACAUUGCAGAAGUUGAAGAUAGUGCCAAAUAAGGAAGUCGAGCACAGGUUGAGGAUUAGCUAUGAUGCAUUAGAGCACGAACAACAACAAAUGUUUUUAGAUAUUGCAUGCCUUUUCAGCCGGGAAGAUAAAAGGACAAUAGCUCACAUGUGGAAAGAUCAAUAUAAAUUUUCUCCGGAAGCUGAUAUUGAAGUCCUCCAACUAUUGUCUCUUAUUAAGAUUGGAGAGGACAAUAUGCUAAGGAUGCAUGAUCAGCUUCGAGAUCUUGGUAGGGGAAUUGUUCGGCAAGAAAACCCUAAAGAACCAGGGAAGCGGAGUAGGUUGUGGGGCGAUGAAGCAGUUGAUGUUCUGCUGAAGAAGCAGGGGUCGAAAAAUAUAGAAGCCAUCCAACUGGAAUAUCAGAUUGGGUUGGAGGACCGCUGUUUUGAGCCUAGCGAGUUUAGGAAGCUAUCAAAGUUGAGAUUUCUCCAACUAGACUGUGCUAAUCUUGCUGGCAAUUUUGAGAAUCUUCUACCAACCCUGAGAUGGCUUCGGUGGAAAAUACCGUCACUCGACUGCACAGCAACAAAUUUGAAUGUAAAGGACCUACUCAUCCUUGAUUUGUCAAAUAGCAAGGUCACACAUAAUUGGAAUGCUUGGAACUCAAUUCAGAUGAUGACGAUGAAGCUGAAAGUUCUUGACCUCAGCUACUGCAAAGAACUUACUCGAACUCCUGAUUUGUCCCCAUUUUGCAACCUGGAGAGGUUAAAUAUAAGCAAUUGCGAAAGACUGCAGGUGAUUGACCCUUCCAUAGGUAAGCUUAAGCAUCUUGCUUCCCUCAAUAUGACAGAUUGUCGUUUCGUUAAGGAGCUUCUAGAGCAAUUGGACAUCAAUGAAACGUUGCUUGAACUUGUCAUUGAUGGAACUGGCAUAAAAAAGUUGCCUACCCUGGACGGUUUGAUGAAGCUCGAAACCUUGAGUGCCAACAACUGCGCGUGUCUGACUCAGAUUCCAAGUUCUAUUGGCCAUUUAACAUCUCUCGCAGAUCUUAGACUUGAUCAAUCAAAAAUCAGUGAGCUUCCAGAGUCGAUUGGAUCAUUAGUGACAUUGCGACGGCUAACGGUAGCAGGCACUCCUCUGAGAGAGCUUCCGAAGUCUAUUGGGGGCUUGAAUUCAUUGGUCGAGUUGGUUCUAUCCAGGACAAGGGUUGCCCGAUUCCAUUGAGAAUCUGAUUAAUCUGCGUGUGCUUAAGAUUGAUCGUAGUUCAAUCCAAUCUAUACCUACUGCUCUUGGACAGUUAGAGAAACUUAAAUCCAUAGACGCUUCAGAGUGUCGAUUACUUCGACAAAUUCCAAUCGAGCUUGGGAGGCUAUCCCUUUUAAAGGUCCUGCUAUUGCGUCAUACAAAUAUUAGCAGCAUUCCAGAGACAAUUGGGGGCCUUCCUUGUCUUGAGACUCUUGAUUUAGCAUGGUGCACACAGCUCAGAACUCUCCCUGCGCUUCCCAGCAGCUUAAGUAGCGUGUCACUGACCUGUGAGUCAUCGGUGCCAAUACCGAAUCUCCCAGAUUUGAUUAACUUAAAGAAGAUAGAAUUUGUCCGGUCAGUGGUUCCCAAGGAGAUUUUGGAGUUGUCGAAGUUGGAGAAGCUGCAUAUAUCUCGGUCAAAUGUUAGCAUCUUACUGGACGGAAUUGGCGCGCUGGCUACACUUAAGGAGCUUUCUAUUGGUAAUGUCAAUCUCCAAUGCCUUCCUGAACUUCCACUAGGUCUGCGUAAGCUAUGUAUAUUACGUUGUCAUUCCCUUGCAAGAUUGACAGCGCUUUCAAAUUUGCAAAACUUAUCCGAAUUAAAGCUACACGACUGCCCUGAGCUUGUCGAAAUUGAGAGCCUCGGUGAUCUAGCGACAUUGAGAAUUUUGUACAUUUCUUUCUGCCGAAGGAUAGCUAAACUUGAUGGCCUUGA